UCAAACAUGGACGCGUGCAGUAGAAGCGGUAUCUGCUGCUUGCGAAAUGAAUAUAAUUUAUAGACUGAAUACAAUUUAUUUCAGUUGUAUAUAAAAGAAACACUCUUACUUAUAUGGAGAACAUGGCGGUUGCUGAAUAGACUGUGAGAGCUGUCAUCUACGGUUGCGAUGACUUCACUCAAUGCUGGCUCAUGUUUACAGAGGCUGUGCAUCUUCUCCAUGUCCCUGUUCAGAAACAAACCUCCUCCCUCAACGGUUGUUCUCUCUCAGAUCACAUCUUUGCACCAAACAGCCUGUGAUCUGCAGUGUUCAAGACCAGACUCUUCCUCCAGCGUCUGCAGUGAAAAAAAGCCCCCAAGCAGCUCUGAAACUGGGGAUGAGGGUCCUCCGUCUGCACCGACCCACUGUUGCAUGAGCGGCUGUCAUAACUGUGUGUGGAUCGAAUAUGCUGAGAAACUGUUGAAAUUUUACAGCGACGGCGGAGAGAGAGCUCUGGAGGCCAUUGAGGAGAACGUUCUAGAUGACAACCUGAAGGCUUAUCUGAAAAUGGAGAUCAAGUUACUGAAGAAGACGUGAUGAUAAUGAACUGGAGAUUGACAAAGAACUGAACAUGUCACAUUGCACUGGUUGUUUGUUUUUAUAGUGCUCUUCAGAUGCUGACAUGAAUGGCUCCGGCUCAUCUGUCUGUCUGUCUGGUCAGCUCGGGUGGCAUUAGAAAACACAUUGCCUGCUCCGAAGUCUCAGGGUUUCUCAGCGGCACGGGUUGUGUGUUUCUCUGACGCCUCUCGUGCUGAUCUGAGUCUCAAUGUCAGCACGUGAGAGCUUCAUGAAGUCUCUGUGAUCCAGCUGCUGAAGGGAUUUAUGAUGAAUGACGUCAACAGUGGUCAGAUAUUCUGUGGACGAGAUGUUCAGAAGACUGGGACUGAUUCAUGGAGGUCAUUGAUGACAGCUCAAGCUUCACACUAUCUAUCUAUCUAUCUAUCUAUCUAUCUAUCUAUCUAUCUAUCUAUCUAUCUAUCUAUCUAUCUAUCUGUCUAUCUGUCUAUCUGUCUGUCUGUCUGUCUAUCUAUCAUCUAAAUGCAUGUGCAGUCUGAGUGUUAUUUUAAUAUCAUAAUUUAUUUUAUUUAGUUUAUAAUUUUUUUUUUGAUUUGAUUGUUU
Danio aesculapii is the source of this 1158-nucleotide messenger RNA. It is a transcript of the gene oxld1, whose product is annotated as oxidoreductase-like domain containing 1. Lineage: Eukaryota; Metazoa; Chordata; Actinopteri; Cypriniformes; Danionidae. Gene Ontology annotation, cellular component: mitochondrion. The coding region runs from base 169 to 576 and encodes 135 amino acids. The record is from RefSeq and is a predicted model, not a curated record. The transcript has 3 exons.